GUUGUUGUUGUGUACACGAAGCAGACUUGAAUUGUUUGCCAAUAAAGUUGCAGCAGAUAUUGUCACACAAUUGCAGACGUUAGUAAACUUGGUGGUGGCGCCUAGCACCUUUUGUUAUGUUCUUCUCCGCGUCUAGGAUUGUUGUUUUUGAAGCAAACUGAGUAUUAGUAAAAGCUUUUAAUUCAUUGUGCUGGAGCUCUAGUGAUCUUAAAGUUAGUGAUUGAGGUCAAGAACAAUCUAUUUAUGUAUGGAAAAUACCAAACGUAAAUCAUAUUUAUCCAUGGAACGACUAUGUACUUGCAUCCUUUGACCAACUUCAGUAUCUGCAGGUUAGUUUUGCUUGGUUCGAGUCCAGGUUUCGUGUUUUGUUUUGCAGACAGGAACAUGCUCAAAUCCCUGUUCACACCAGCGCGCGCACUUUGAAAACCAAGUUGGAGUCGGUCCGGCUCGAGCUCGCCCCUGCUUGCCAUGCCCGCCCAUCGCCACCGCCUCCGCCUCCGCUUCCUCGCGGCACUCGUCGGGCUCCAACCCGCCGCCGCCGGUUUCUCCACGGCGCCGUCCCGUGGGUGCCCGCUACACGCCGCGCUCGCGCGCCGGGGCGCCCCAGCGGCCGCCGCGCUCGCCCUCUACUCCCGCAUCCGCGCCGCCGCCUCGCCGACCCCCUACACCUUCUCCCUCCUCCUCGCCUCCCUCGCCUCGUCCUCGCCCCGCGCUCCCUCCCCCGCCGCAGGCGGAGGAUGCGAUGGCCGCGCCGCCGCGGGGCUCGCGCACGCGCAGGCUCUCAAGUGCGGCGCGCUCGCGCACACCGUCGUCACCAACUGCCUCCUCAAGCUCUACUGCGCGCUCGGCCUCCUCCCCGACGCGCGCAGGGUGUUCGACACGACCGGCGCCGCCGCGCUGGACGGCGUCUCCUGGAACACGAUGGUGUCGGGAUACGGCAAGAGCGGCGACCUGGAGACCGCGCGUGAGCUAUUCGUCAGAAUGCCCGACAGGAGCCUAGUUUCCUGGAGCGCGAUGGUCGACGCGUGCGUUCGCGCGGAGGAGUUCAGCGAUGCGCUGAGGGUGUUUGAUCGGAUGAUGGAGGAGGGAUUCAGGCCAGACGCAGUAGUGCUGGUCAGCAUGCUCAAGGCUUGCGCACAUCUUGGUGCUGUUGAGACGGGGCGGUGGGUUCAUAGGUAUCUGGAAGCGGAGGGGUUUGGGAGGAGGCCACAGAAUGUCAUGCUUGAGACUGCGCUUGUGGAUAUGUAUUGCAAGUGUGGGUGCAUGGAGGAGGCGUGGCAGGUCUUUGACAGAGUUUGGAGCCACGAUGUGGUGUUAUGGAAUGCAAUGAUUGGCGGGCUUGCGAUGAAUGGUCAUGGCAAGCGUGCAAUUGAGUUGUUUAGAAGGAUGCUUGACAAGGGGUUUGUGCCGAAUGAGUCAACAUUUGUUGCUGUUUUGUGUGCGUGCACCCAUGCAGGGCGUGUGGAUGAAGGAAAGGAGGUUUUCAGGUCCAUGCGGGACCAUGGGGUUGAGCCCCGGCGGGAGCACUACGGAUGCUUGGCUGAUCUCCUUGGACGUGCAGGGCUUGUGGAAGAAGCUGAAGCUGUGUUAUUGGACAUGCCAAUGGAUCCACAUGCAUCACAGUUGGGGUCUCUAAUGUCAUCAUGCCUGAUGCACAACAACAUUGUUGUGGGCGAACGUGUCGGAAAGAAACUUAUUGAGCUAGAGCCUGAUGAUGGUGGACGUUAUGUUGCUCUGUUCAAUCUAUAUGCAGUCAAUGGUUUAUGGGAAGAUGCAAAAGCUGUUCGGCAGAUGAUGGAGGAGAGGGGAGCCAAGAAGGAGACGGGCUUGAGCUUUGUUGAGUGGAAUGGUUUGGUCCAUGAAUUCAUGUCAGGGGAUACUAGACACCCCCAAACAAGGAUGAUCUAUGCAUUAUUGGAAGAUAUGGAACGGAGGUUACAACUGAUUGGUUAUGUCAAGGAUACCAGCCGAGUGCUUAUAGACAUGGACGAUGAGGAAGAUAAGGGCAGUGCCUUAUCCUACCACAGUGAGAGGCUUGCAUUAGCAUUUGGAAUCUUAAACAUUCCCCAUGACAUGCCUAUUCGUAUUGUCAAGAACCUUCGAGUGUGCCGUGACUGCCAUGUGCAUGCCAAACUUGUAUCCAAGCUCUACCAGCGUGAGAUCAUUGUGCGUGACCGCCAUCGCUUCCACUUGUUCCGUGAUGGUGUUUGCUCCUGCAAUGACUAUUGGUGAAGUUGCUACUGACUACUGGGUAUAACAUGGUUAUCAACAUCAAUCUGAAAACAGCAACUAAACAGAUUAUCAGUUGACCCAUGACUGUUACAACCAAGGUGAAUGUGGAGGAUAAGAGAAAACUUGGUUCCCGUGUUGAUCUCUAUGUAAGACUGAAUUUCCCCGAGAACAGAAUCUGAUACUGCAUAGACUGCUUUUGCAGUCUACAUUUCCUGAUGACCAAUGUCUGUGGAGGACGGCCUACCAUUUCCUUCUUAAGUUCCUGCCUCCCGUACCUCAUCCAGUUUGGAGUCUCAAUGCUUGGUUAAUUGUCUUGUUGGCACUCAAAAGUCAGAACUGAGAAACAAACAAAGCACGGGCUGAUCUUGGGGCUGGUUUCUGAUGUUUAACAUUGGUUAUUGUGAUAUCCGAUUUCAUCUUCUGAACCUCGGCUCAAGUUAUCCCCUGCCAAAGUCAACUUAAUUUGAGGCCUGGGGGCUGGGGCCAUCAGAAUCAGAUGCUCGUCUGGAGUCAUGAAAGAUCUCAAUAAGUCACAACAGUCAAUCCAGUGUCUUGGUUGAUGAUGUAUGGAACCUUGGAAGCUUUUGAUGGGCAAAUUCAGAGUUGAAGGCAGGUGAUGGUGCAGGUGGAAAGCAGCUGUAGGUGGCAGAAGAUUAGCUGUUGCUGAAAAACAGCAAGAAGUACAUUUGAUGCAUCCACAUAAUCCAGUCGUAGAUGUUUGUCAUCCUGGUGACGGCGUCGAGAAGGGAAGAAAUACCACCUGCCGGCCGAAGGAAAGCAUCUUGUUUCGCUGACCCUGAGGCUGAGUGAGAGAGAUCGAGACCCUUCCAGCAGUCUCUCUCCUUUACCUCUGCUUUGCUCUGCUCUGUACGUUCCUUCCUCUCUCUCUCUCUCUCUCUCUCUCUCUCUCUCUCUCUCAGUUCCGACUUCCCAUGGACUACUCAAGUGGUGCGUCGGCGUCGGGGAGGGCGAGGGCGCGGUGGUGCUACUGCCGCUGCUUCCGCCGGUGGUGCCGCUGCUUCUGCGGCUGCUACUGCUGCAACUGCUUCCCCGACGAGCCCCACGACGAACCCCGCGCCACCGCCUACGCCUAGGGUCCCGGGCUCUCAGGGAGAUGCUCAUAUAGUCAUAUGAGCACCGUGAGGAAAUCAAGUACUGUCGUCAUGUACACUAGGAAAAUGGCUACCUUAUUCUUGAAGUAGAUGUUGAAGCUCUUUUUCAGAUGGUUGUUGGACAAUAAAUUUGACGGUACAUUAGGCAAAUAGUUACUUGUGAUGAGGCUGUUUAAAGUAUUCCGCUCAUAAUGUUACCUAGAUGGGAAUCAAAGUAGCACUUCUUGUAAUACUAGCUAAUCUGUGUUACAUGGUUUGCUAAACCAAAGUUGCAUACUAGCACUUUCUGCAUACACGGAUACACCCGGAUGUACAUAAACAAAAUUAUAUUAUCUGUUUCUCUCCAAUGAUACUUGUGUAUGUUUAUACAUUCUUUUAUGACUAUGUUCCACAUUUUGAUAUAUGUACUAAGGUAUUUGAUGAAUGUC
This is a messenger RNA of Panicum virgatum (switchgrass), 3772 nucleotides long. RefSeq names its product pentatricopeptide repeat-containing protein At5g66520-like. Gene Ontology annotation, molecular function: RNA binding; protein binding; zinc ion binding. NCBI's taxonomy places the organism in Eukaryota, Viridiplantae, Streptophyta, Magnoliopsida, Poales, Poaceae. The coding region runs from base 469 to 2232 and encodes 587 amino acids. The transcript has 3 exons. Gene Ontology annotation, biological process: RNA modification. The record is from RefSeq and is a predicted model, not a curated record.